CGAGUUCCAGAGAUUCACCGGAGAUGUCGGCGGAGGAGCUGCGGCUGGACCUGGACGAGCUGCGGCGGCUGGAGGGCCUCGCCACGCGCCCCCGCGUCCUCUCCCUCCUCGCCAACGAGAUCCGCACCGUCGACGCAAAGGUUGCAUCUUUCUCUCUCUUUCUCACCCCUCGCCCCCGCGCUUGCCGCCGAUCGAUUCCGUUCGGCGCGCCGGGUGGAUUGCGGUUCGUGUUUUCGUGCUGAUGUUUCUCCGAUUACUGAUAGUUGGCCACUGCCGCUGCGACCGUGCCGGUUGCGGCGCCCGCCCGUGCUGGUGUGAGUUACGUCACGCUGGGAACGUUCAGCUGGGACCAGGACAACGACAAGAUCAGGGUUUAUGUAUUCCUUGAGAAUGUUGACCAAGAGAAGGUUGAGACUACUUUUAAGCCAAUGUCAGUGGAUAUUAAGUUUCAUGAUGUCAAAGGCAAGAACUACCGGUGUGCCAUCCCAAAACUGAACAAAGAAAUAGUUCCUGAGAAAUGCAAGGUUGUGGUCAAGCCUACAAAGAUUGUCAUCACCCUCUGGAAAGCUUCUACAGGAAGUUGGUUGGACCUGCACUACAAGGAAGACAAGUUCAAGCCAAGCGCGGGCAAAGAUAAAGAUCCCAUGUCAGGACUUAUGGAUUUAAUGAAGGACCUGUAUGAGGAGGGGGACGACAAUAUGAGGCGCACAAUAGGCCAGUCGUUGAUGGACGCCAGGACUGGGAAGACAGCUGAUCCAAUGAGGCGAUUAGCUUGAGCUGGUAGUUUGGUUCUCUAGUAGCUGCUUAAUGCGCUGGGUUGUUCCAUAUAUUCAGUGUGGGUGAGAGUAUUGUGUUGCCGAGUGCGACCUGUCUGAUACAAAUGCCGUCCUUGUUUCUGGGUUGUUUUAAUUUGGAAAUCCUCACACGCUCAGCGUAUUGUCAUAUCGAAUACUUUUUUGUGCGUGUGUUUUUGCUGCAGAAAUUUCUCCACAGAAAGCCAUCGAGUACCUGCUCAUUUUGCACUUAAACGUCUCGUUGUCCA
Messenger RNA from Lolium rigidum, 1042 nucleotides. RefSeq names its product calcyclin-binding protein. Gene Ontology annotation, molecular function: S100 protein binding; tubulin binding; ubiquitin protein ligase binding. The transcript is spliced from 4 exons. The record is from RefSeq and is a predicted model, not a curated record. NCBI's taxonomy places the organism in Eukaryota, Viridiplantae, Streptophyta, Magnoliopsida, Poales, Poaceae.